Messenger RNA from Cynocephalus volans (Philippine flying lemur), 2412 nucleotides. RefSeq names its product uridine-cytidine kinase 1 like 1 (gene UCKL1). Bases 698 to 2311 code for a protein of 537 amino acids. Gene Ontology annotation, cellular component: cytoplasm. The record is from RefSeq and is a predicted model, not a curated record. Gene Ontology annotation, molecular function: kinase activity; ATP binding. Lineage: Eukaryota; Metazoa; Chordata; Mammalia; Dermoptera; Cynocephalidae. The transcript has 15 exons.
AUGCCUGUAGGAGGCACCUUGGGGCCAGGGGUGGAGCCCAGAGCUCAGCACUGACACUCAGGUAACCUGGCUGAGAGGCACUUCCAGUUUCCCUGUCCUGCUGUGCAAAGAUUGGCUCUGCAGCCCAGGCAGGCCAGGGGCUGGAGCUUUUUCCUGGGAAUUCUGGAAAGGGUGUCAGAGCACAGUGGUGCUCAGCAAGGCCUGGGCUGGGCGAGUGUGCCCACCAGUGCACGGGAGGGGCAGCUCACACAGAGGGCUGGCCUGGUUGUCCAGGCCAUGCCAUGCAGAGUCGGUGCUAUUAAUAUCAGGCGCACAAGCCCCCAGCCAGGUGAUCCUCUUAUGCCUGUGGCCUUGGCUUCUGAGACCUGCAGCGAGUGCUGUUCCUCAGUACGGUGGGGGCUCCUGGGGCCUCCCGGCUGCCCUGUCCCCCCUACCAUACAGCAGGCAGCCUCCGCUAGGCAGGGGUCUGAUCCCACCUGGCCGUUCACCUGUCGUGCUGCCUAAAGGAGUGGUCCCACCCAUGGGGCAGUUCUGGUGGCCAGAACUCCAAGCUGUCCUGGUGGGCUGCUGUGGGUCUGAGAGAUGGUGAUGCCUCCCAUAACUGCCAGCGCCUAAGCCCCACACGCACACCCCUUGGAUCACCUACUGUCCGGGAGCACCACCUCCAGGACCCCUGUGCCCACCUGCAUCUCUGGCCAUGAGCAGCCCCACAGCUUACCCUGGAAUCAGGAUCUCGGGGUGCUGGGCCCUUGGAGCAGAAGGCAGCAAUGCAGAGUCCUUGGACAGACUCCUGCCACCCGUGGGCACUGGGCGCUCGCCCCGGAAGCGGACCACCAGCCAGUGCAAGUCCGAGCCACCACUGCUGCGCACAAGCAAGCGCACCAUCUACACGGCAGGCCGGCCACCCUGGUACAAUGAGCAUGGAACUCAGUCCAAAGAGGCCUUUGUCAUUGGCCUAGGAGGCGGCAGUGCCUCUGGGAAGACCACCGUGGCCAGGAUGAUCAUCGAGGCCCUGGACGUGCCCUGGGUGGUCCUGUUGUCAAUGGACUCCUUCUAUAAGGUGCUGACCAAGCAGCAGCAGGAGCAGGCCGCCCACAACAACUUCAACUUUGACCACCCGGACGCCUUCGACUUCGACCUCAUUGUUUCCACCCUCAAGAAGCUGAAGCAGGGCAAGAGUGUCAAGGUGCCCAUCUACGACUUUACCACCCACAGCCGGAAGAAGGACUGGAAAACACUCUACGGUGCCAACGUCAUCAUCUUUGAGGGCAUCAUGGCUUUUGCCGACAAGACACUUCUGGAGCUCCUGGACAUGAAGAUCUUCGUGGACACGGACUCUGACAUCCGCCUGGUGCGGCGGCUGCGCCGGGACAUCAGCGAGCGAGGCCGGGACAUUGAGGGUGUCAUCAAGCAGUAUAAUAAAUUUGUGAAGCCCGCCUUCGACCAGCACAUCCAGCCCACCAUGCGCCUGGCGGACAUCGUGGUGCCCAGAGGGAGCGGGAACACAGUGGCCAUCGACCUGAUCGUGCAGCACGUGCACAGCCAGCUGGAGGAGAGGAAGCUGCGCUGGGAUAUGGCCGCGCUGGCCUCUGCGCACCAGUGCCACCCCCUGCCGCGGACGCUAAGUGUUCUCAAGAGCACUCCGCAGGUGCGGGGCAUGCACACCAUCAUCAGGGACAAGGAGACCAGCCGGGACGAGUUCAUCUUUUACUCCAAGAGGCUGAUGCGGCUGCUCAUCGAACACGCGCUCUCCUUCCUGCCCUUCCAGGACUGCGUCGUGCAGACCCCUCAGGGCCGGGACUACACGGGCAAGUGCUAUGCGGGCAAGCAGUCUCGCCUCCAGAUCACCGGCGUGUCUAUUCUGCGCGCUGGAGAGACCAUGGAGCCCGCGCUGCGCGCCGUGUGCAAGGACGUGCGCAUUGGCACCAUCCUCAUCCAGACCAAUCAGCUCACUGGCGAGCCCGAGCUCCACUACCUGCGGCUGCCCAAGGACAUCAGUGACGACCACGUGAUCCUGAUGGACUGCACGGUAUCCACGGGCGCAGCGGCGAUGAUGGCCGUGCGCGUGCUGCUGGACCACGAUGUGCCCGAGGACAAGAUCUUUCUGCUGUCGCUGCUCAUGGCGGAGAUGGGUGUGCAUUCGGUGGCCUAUGCGUUCCCGCGCGUGCGUAUCAUCACCACGGCCGUGGACAAGCGCGUCAACCAGCUCUUCCGCAUCAUCCCGGGCAUUGGGAACUUUGGCGACCGCUACUUUGGGACCGAUGCGGCCCCCGAUGGCAGCGACGAGGAGGAAGCGGCCUCCACGGGGUAGCCGCCAGACUGAGACGCCCUGUCGCCUCCCGACGCCUGACCUGGCCCGGUGUGGCAGAGUACAAAGUCUCCGAUUUAAUUAAAACUUAAUUUAAAAUGUUA